This is a messenger RNA of Ipomoea nil (Japanese morning glory), 1254 nucleotides long. Its product is annotated as putative gamma-glutamylcyclotransferase At3g02910. The transcript is spliced from 2 exons. Gene Ontology annotation, molecular function: gamma-glutamylaminecyclotransferase activity. The record is from RefSeq and is a predicted model, not a curated record. Lineage: Eukaryota; Viridiplantae; Streptophyta; Magnoliopsida; Solanales; Convolvulaceae. Bases 704 to 1156 code for a protein of 150 amino acids.
UAAUAAUAACCAAAAGAUUUCUUUAACUUGAAGUCAUUCUUGAUCAUUUCCUUUGCAUUUCCCAAAGGACUUAAAAGUUGUUAGAAACAUUUUCUGGUUUCAAUUUCUAAAAGAAACAUCAUUCUCAUUUUCAGUAUGACAGCAUAGAAUCAAGAAACUCCUCUCAAACACAGCAGGAAUACAUGAAAUGGCUUUUCAACAAAGCUUCCAAGAAAUUUAAAAGUUGCAUUUAGCUCCUGCAGUGAUGAAGCACAUUAAUUUACAUUGCAUUUAGUACCCCUUGAACCAAGAACCUUAGUCCUCCCUAGUAAAAUAUGCACAUCUUCUCGGUAUAGCAUGAAUAAAAGAGCAUAUCCCAAAAACAUAAGGACAUUGAUGGCAGAAAUCAUAACAAAGAACAACAAUGACACUAGAUAUUUAAAUAGCAUCAAUUUCUGUUUCCCUUUUUCUAGCAGAUAUUCAACAAACAUAAACACUUCAUGGUUUCCUAAUAUGAUGAUGAAGUGACGAAAAUGAUACUUUGGCUGUAGCAUAAGCCAGCAGAAUUCAAUACCUGGGCGAGUGUGGCCACAAGGAGAAAAAAUUUCAAUGGGAGAUUGGGAGGUGAGUGUGGCUACAGGAUCUCUACAUAGUUCUGGAGCAAUACUGCUCACUCAUCUUCACGUACGGAACGCUUAAGCGUGGCUUCCCAAACCACGCUCUAAUGGCGAACCUAAUCCGAUCUGGCGACGUUACGUUCCGCGGCGAGUACACCACCGUGGACGCCUACCCGCUCGUCUGCGGACCCUACGGGAUCCCGUACCUGAUAAAUCUUCCCGGAUCGGGCGUCCGGGUCAAGGGCGAGCUCUACGCGGUGACGGAUAGCGGCAUUGUCCCCAUGGACGAACUGGAAGGGGUCGAGGCUGGCCAUUACGAGAGGCUCCCGCUGAUAGUUGCGGCCGGCGACGGCGGUGGCGGUGGCCCCGAGGGUACGGUGGCGGCGGAGGCGUACUUUGCGCACAGGAGCUUCGGCGAGGGGCUGUGGAAGAGGUGCGGAGGAGUCGGGACCGGAGAGUUCACGACGGAAAUGGCGAGCGAGUACCAAAGAAAGGAAGAGAGACCUCCGGGUUUCAAUUUUCUGAAAGAUCUCAAGCUUUUCAUUUCUGGUGUUGAAUAAAAUACUUUUUAAAUUCUCUCAUUUCCAUUUGAUAUGACUAGUGUAUGAACAAUGUAUACAGAGUAUUCAAUCAAUAUCAAUGCUCAUUUGUAAAGACC